AUGGAUUCAUCAGUAGAGAGGGUAUUGCAGCAGGAUAGGGGAGAUAGUGCCCGAAAGGUCAAUUUGUGUUCUCCGAAUUCGCCGUCGUUUCCCCAAACCGGUCAUAAAACAACUGGGAUUGACUCUUUCAAAGUCUUGUCUAGAGAAUCGUGGGAAAACCUCGCACGACUCAGAGAACAAUGUUGGACGACUAUCCGCACAGGGCAUUGCGAAUCCUGGAUCGGUUCGGAUGCUGAGAUCCACUCAGGUCUAGAAUCAGCUUCUCAAGCAUCGAUGGGUGCCCGGCAAAGGGCUCAUUCGAAUGAGGGAGCCAAGACUAUUGAAUUCCUGACAGCAAGUGUGGAGGUAAAACAGAAGUGA
Molecule: messenger RNA, 360 nt
Organism: Botrytis porri
Lineage: Eukaryota; Fungi; Ascomycota; Leotiomycetes; Helotiales; Sclerotiniaceae
Exons: 2
Coding region: 1-360 (119 amino acids)
Source: RefSeq, a predicted model, not a curated record